This is a messenger RNA of Symbiodinium natans, 405 nucleotides long. The record is from the annotation of a GenBank genome assembly. NCBI's taxonomy places the organism in Eukaryota, Dinophyceae, Suessiales, Symbiodiniaceae.
AUGUACCUGGACUGGCUGGUGAAAGGUGAGCCCGACGCGGCGAAGUCGGCCAGGGCCUCUGAGUCUGGUACGGACCCGGCUGUGCAGGCACAGAUUUCUGAAGAGCUGCGCCCCUUCCAGGAUGCAAUGGACUGGGACGGUGCACUGUCUUUGCUGGCGUCGGUUGAUCCGACGAAGGCAAGCAUAAGGCUGAAAGGAUCAUGCCCAACAACUGGCCGGCGCCUUUGUGAAGCUUUCGACGAGUUUUACUUAGCCGGUGUUGUCUGCGACCUAGGUGGCCCGAACUCCUCCCAAGCCGACUGGGAGAGGAUCGCGGCACCGCCACUUGGCGAGAUCCUCCUGUUUGUAUUCCUCUGUGGGACGGGCGGCAUCCAGACUUGGAGCCCUUUGAAAAGCGAUCCGUGA